Molecule: messenger RNA, 4991 nt
Organism: Acanthochromis polyacanthus (spiny chromis)
Lineage: Eukaryota; Metazoa; Chordata; Actinopteri; Pomacentridae
Gene: ark2ca
Product: ring finger protein 165a
Exons: 8
Coding region: 164-1201 (345 amino acids)
Molecular function (GO): ubiquitin protein ligase activity; zinc ion binding
Source: RefSeq, a predicted model, not a curated record
CAGAGCCGGAGGGUCCUGCUCGGAGGGCCGCGGUGAUUGGUCGCCCGGGUACGUGUGUGCAGGCAGCGCAGCCUGUCCGUUUGAAUGUGCCGAGGACUGGAGGGGAUCAUUUCCAUGGACCAUCUGUCUCACUGGCUGCGCACACAACAAAGAAGGACCCAGGAUGGUGUUAGUACAUGUUGGAUAUCUGGUUCUGCCCGUCUUCGGCUCAGUUAGAAACAGAGGAGCACACUUCACGAGGCAUCAGCACAGCCAUGCUACCUCCUGCCGACACUUUCACCUGGGCGCUCCCCAGGCGCCCAUCUCAGCCGAGUUCCCUCUGGGACACGGCAGCCAGCCGCCGCAGACAGGCCUGGCCACCCACCUGCCCCCCGCACACCAUCCGCCCCUCACUGCCCUGCCUGCACCCCCUCAGUUCCAGGAUGUGCCGGGGCCUUCAUUCCUACCUCAGGCCUUACACCAGCAAUACCUCAUCCAACAGCAGCUCCUUGAAGCGCAGCAUCGCAGGAUUCUCCCACACUCCAGAAGAACCCAGGAGCGUAUCCCCCUGAACCCUCAUCGACUGCGUUCCGGCUUCGAGUACUCCCCUCCCCUCCAUGUUCCCCAGCCAAUGACACAGCAGCCUCGGUACCUGGCCGAAGGCACUGACUGGGAUCUCAGCGUUGAUGCUGGCCUCCCUCACCAUCAGUACCAGCUCCAGCAGCUGCCGCAGCACUAUCAGCAUUACCUGGCCUCCCCUCGAAUGCACCACUUCCCCAGGAACACAUCCUCUGCACAAGUGGUUGUGCAUGAAAUCAGAAACUACCCGUACCCCCAGCUACAUCUGUUGGCCCUGCAAAGUCUGAAUCCGUCGAGGCAUGCCACUGCUGUGCGGGAAAGUUACGAGGAGCUGUUGCAGUUGGAGGACCGACUGGGGAGCGUCAACAGAGGAGCUGUUCAGACCACUAUAGAGAGAUUCACCUUUCCACACAAAUACAAGAAGAGAAAGCCCCUGCAGCUGAAGAUUGGGGAGGAGGAGGAAACAGAUGUGGAUGAGAAAUGUACCAUCUGUCUGUCCAUGUUGGAGGACGGAGAGGACGUCAGGAGAUUACCCUGCAUGCACCUCUUCCACCAGGGCUGCGUGGACCAAUGGCUGGCCACCAGCAGGAAGUGUCCAAUCUGUCGGGUUGACAUCGAAACACAGCUGAACCCUGACUGCUGAUGAGCUUCGACUAACCCCCGUGAUUUGAUCACCCUCGUGUGGUUCCUGCUUCUUCUUCCACCCCGGCCCGCCGGCCGUCCCUCCACCCCUCACCUCCGUUGGGUGCUUUGCCAAAUGUCUCCAGACUUCAUGUGACAUCACCACCCUUCUGACUCACGCUUUACUGAGCCAAGCCAGGAUAACUAACUGCACGAGAGGCCGCAACGGACUCUCUUUAUAUAGAAGCACAUCCCCCUGGAAGCAAAAGACACGCAAAAACACACACAUACUCAUGUACACAGGGUUUACUUGUAGCUUGCUGGUCGUAAGUGGGGUGUUGUCGCUGUUGUGGUGUCGUACUGUAGGUAGCCCUGGGCUGUGUAGCAUGUUCUCAAAGCCAUGACUUAACGUCCUGAGAGUGGAAAAACGCAUAACCCCACACUGAGCUGGCUACUUCUCUCUCUUUUCUCUCUCUCUUUCUAUACAUAUAUAUAAAUACAUAUAUAUUUCUCUCUUUUCAAACACAGUCAAAAUGAAUAUUCUGCCACACAAGGAAGCUUAACAGAAACUAAACGCUCUGAUGCCAUGUUUACCUAAAGAUCAUUUGUGGUCGUAGUAGAGUAGCAGUAACCAACAAGUGAUAUCUGGUGCACUGUCGCCUUCUCGGGGGCCAAGCGCCAGCUAGCUGAGUGUUUUACUUCUAUCAUGCAGCUUUGACAUUUUGCAAUACAGUUGUACAUUUACUUUGGGUUGGUGUCAUGUGAGAUGGUGUCAUGUGAGUAGGUCUCUUUCACUGCCGUACAAACCGAAGCCAGUGAUCGAGUUGUUUUUUGUGUUUCAAAUUUAAAAAGGUAACAAAAAAAAAGGUAGAAAGUGUUUUACCAAAAUGCAUUUUGUCACAGUGUAGCUUGAAUCUGCACACAGGUUUCAUAUGUGUGUGUGUGUGAGUGUGUGUGUGUGAUUCUCUGCCCUGCUGUGUGAGACUUAAAGAAUGUGUCUAACAAAUGUGUGUUAAAGUGACUGAGUGCGUUUCAAGGGUUAGAGGCGACACCAAGUCUUUAACUCGGCGUAGGUUAAUAGCAUGGCCACUGGAGUGCUUAUACAACACAAAGCCAAAAAAAAAGGGAUGAAAAGACUUCUAUCAUGCACUGCAGAGCGAGGUGGGAGGAUUUAGCGGCCCUUGUACCUGCAUUUCAUCUGGCGCGGGGCCAGUGGCAGAACAGUGUGUACUAAAAAUGCAUGUUUCAUUGUGGACUUGGGCUGUUUGCUUCAGUAGCGUUACUUCAGUUUAAAACGGUACAGAGACGCCUGUGCAUGACUUAGUUAAUCUGAGCUGUGACUAUCUUCUCAACACUAACAAACAAACAAAAAAAGUCAGUCAGUGGUUGCUCCCCUGACUCGUAGCGUGUGUUCAUCCUGUCCCCUUCGGUGGCAACGAUGGGAUCCUCUUUUUGAUGUUUACCUUAUUGCCUAAAGAACAAGCACAUGUGACAAUAGUUAUAGCAACAAAACGUUUUUUCCUUCGGUAUUAUAUUUGGUUUAUAUUUAGGUAUAGAUUCAUGCAGUGUUUCAGCUGGGAGAGGAGCUUGCGUAUUGAUCUUGUGUAUUCCGUGUGACAGACCUCCCCUCGUGGUUGCUAUGCUGGUUGCUAUGCUGUAUUGCUAGAACAUGUAGAACGUGGUGCGACGGAGGCAGCCUCCCUCUCACAGUGCACAUAGACGCGAGACGACACGACAGCAGGGAAACAGUCAGGCUGUUAAAAAGAGUCGACUGCUUCACUCACUCACUCUCUGCCACUUCUUUUUUUCCCCCUCCUUUUCUUUUAUCACUCUUUGUGUCGGCUUGUCACUUCAGUUCCACGGAGCUGUGUGUUACAGGAUGCCUUUAGGACCCUCACUGUCCUACACACUGUGAUAGUAAAGGAUCAGAUCAGGUCCCGGAGACUCUCUGAGCCUCGAGGGCCGAGGAUCAAUUAACACGGAUUACUUCUCCCUGUCUUGUGCACUGCCAGUGUUGACACUGCCUCCUCCUGUAGUGGAGUCAUCUGUGAUGAAGCUUUCAUAGUUUACACAGGGUGUUGUCAGUUGAGAUGCCUUAAGUAUUUAACAAUCAUAAUUUAUUACUAACUGUAGAUAUUGUGGGUAUGUAUUUAAUUUUAUAUAGUUUUUUUGAGGGAGGGGCAACUGAAUCAUAAUUUAUUUAUUUAGAAAUAACACAAAAACGCUAUGAAAAAAACUAUUACCUCAUUUUUGCAUUGUUUUAAAUGGGAAUGCUUUGCAUGCAGUUGUACUUUUUGGAACACUAAAAGUAAAAGAAAAAAAAGAUUUAGCCCUGCUGUUUGAUCUCCACAAGCUGGCUGUGCGAUGUUUACUGUCCAAGGCUGAGCUACUGAGCCCGCUCUCCGUCUCUUUCUCUCUGUCUUUCUCUCUCUCUCUCUCUCUCUCUCUCUCUCUCAUGUGGUGCUGUGGAUCUUGGUUACAUUCCAUUCAAUGCAAUUUCUCUGAUCCCCCAUGCUGUGAUGUAGUGGACAAACUGCAAUUGAAGUGAAUAGGUUUUAGUUUGUGACUUCUUUCUCUCUCUCUUUUUUUUGUUUUGCACUCACUUGUUUAAAUAUGGGAACCCUCUCACUGGCAAAAAAAAGUUUAGUUGUUUAGAUGAUUUAAACUAACUGGCUUUUUGUUUUUUAGUUGUUUUUUUUAAUGCUCUGCUUCUCACAAUGCACUAUGGGUCUUAAUGAAGCAUGUUCCUUCGCUUUAACUCUUUUGUAUCUCUCUUUAAUUUUCAUCUCUCUGGUGUUUCUCUUCAGUUCCUUUUUUCCAAAGUAGUGCGUAGAGUUAAGCAUAACAAGUGCCUCGCUUUAAGUGUUAGGAGAUAUUUCCAUAUUACUGAAACCAUGAACAACAAUCAAUCCAUGAAGCCACCAUGCCUUAUUGGUUGCAUAAUUAAAGAAAUGAACGGGGGACUGAAGGAGAGAAGACAACAUUUGACAGGAGUCUACAAAAAGCCAUUUUACUCUAAAGUUCAAACUGUCCAAACUAGCUGCUGGUCUGAAGCAUUAAAUGUAGUGGAAAUAGUUCCGACUAUAAAGAGGCAUGUUUCACUGUGGGCUUUCCAAAUACUACAGUAGUCUUUCUUCAGUUCACUCCUCUGUUCCGUUCUCCUUCUCCUGUUCUUUCCAUUUGUUCGAUUUUUACCGUCCGUCCCUCCCCUCCCAGUCUAUCCUCUGUUUCCUUUCACAGUCUAAAAAGGAAGGCAAGGACUUUAAAGCACAACCUUUUCUAAAAAUGCAUGUUUUCUCAGGUUUCAAUAUAGUCUCAAUGGUUUAAUAGUAUAUGGUGAAAAUAUAUACAAAGAAUAUAACAGAAAAAAAAAAUUUAAUUUUGUUGCUGCUUGAAUCUGAAAAACAAAACUGAAGAGAAAAUAUCCCAAAAAGUGCCAGUGAAAGGGCUGCCGCCAUCCUUGUAUGAAAAUCUGCUGUUUAGCUGUGACUGCGCAAUGUUUUUCAAUAUAGGAUAUUUUAUCUGAAAAUAGAACUAUUUAUCGUUAAUAUUAAAGCAAUAGCGCAUUAAUGGUGAUGAGUGUGUUGAUGAAGAAAUGGAUGAGCAUAUUAUGGGUAAAUGUUAGAUUCACAUUUGGUGGAAUUUUGUACUUUAUUUAUUAUUACUACUAAUAAUAAUGAUAAUGAUCUCAAAAGUUGCAUUGCUAAACCCAAACUGUUCUGUUUUGUUUUUUAAUUUUAAUUUGAUUUCAUGGCUUGUAUAUUAUCCUUUUAUAUGUGCUCUUUUUGUAAUAAACUGGACAAAAUGGAGAA